Phytomonas sp. Hart1 is the source of this 471-nucleotide messenger RNA. Lineage: Eukaryota; Euglenozoa; Kinetoplastea; Trypanosomatida; Trypanosomatidae. The record is from the annotation of a GenBank genome assembly.
AUGUACGCCGUGGGGACCCUCAUGUACGUCAUGCUCAGCGGCGCCCUCCCGUUCACCCAAUUCCACAGCAAAGCCGCGCUCUGCAAGGAAAUGGAGAAGGGCCCGUCCUUCCAGGGCGAGCGCUGGGGCGCCGUCUCGCCGGACGCGAUCGAGCUGAAUCGGAGCCUCCUCGUCUACGACCCCGCGCGGCGGCCGCGGGCGGCGCAGGGGCUGUUGUUUCCCUGGUUUCACCCCACCCCUUCCUACCCCGCCCCCGCCCCCGAGGCCCCGUCGCCGCCGCUCGCGCAGGGCGAUGAGCGGAUCGCCGAGCGGACGUUUUUAAAUCAGGCCUUCGACGCGAUGAAGCCGCCGGAGACGCACUUGUUCGACUGCGGCCCGCGGCACCCCACCCUCACCACCGCCAAGCGCGCCCUCAACAUCGCCGCCUUUCAACUCCAAGGCCAGCCCCAACACUCCUCGGUCGGGGACUAA